AUGAAAAGUGAAACUGAAUUAGCUUUGAAUCGCACCCAAAGUGGUGUUAAUUCAGCUAGAGUAGUGCAAUAUGUUUGUCCUAUGAGUGGAGAAGCAAAUGAAGUGUAUCAGUCAAAGCGAACUAGAAGGAUUCCAUAUGGUAUUACCGAAUUAACAUUAGAGCAUGAGUCUGCUUUAAAGGGUUUAUUUGAUACUUUGAAUACCUAUGGUGAUAAUAAGAUACGUUUAGAUGAUUUAGUUGCUGCAUUAAGGCGAGCUUUUGAUAAUGGUACUGUAACGUUCUCAAGAUAUGAAGCAAUAGCUGCAGAGGUAACUGGUGAUCAUAUCGAAGGAGAAUUAAACAUAUUAAAAGAAGACUUUAACAUUAAUGGAGAUGAAAUGUUAGAUUUCGAAGAUUUCCGUAGACUAGCAAGAAUGAAAAUAUUGAGACUUGACCGCGAUGAUGAAAUUCAACUCGGUUUUAGAUUAUUAGACAGAAAUAAUAGUGAAUAUAUAACAGCUUUAGAACUUAAACAAAUGCUAAUUACAAAAGGUAUCUCUCCAUUGACACCAGAUGAAGCUGAUGAACUACUUUUCAUAGCUGAUCAAAAUAAUGAUGGGCUUAUUAGCUAUGAAGAGAUUAAACGUUAUCUAGAAUACAAUAGAAAACCAAUACUUAAUUAG
Cryptosporidium muris RN66 is the source of this 663-nucleotide messenger RNA. RefSeq names its product EF hand family protein. The record is from RefSeq and is a predicted model, not a curated record. The coding region runs from base 1 to 663 and encodes 220 amino acids. NCBI's taxonomy places the organism in Eukaryota, Apicomplexa, Conoidasida, Eucoccidiorida, Cryptosporidiidae. Gene Ontology annotation, molecular function: calcium ion binding; enzyme regulator activity. The transcript has a single exon.